Molecule: messenger RNA, 520 nt
Organism: Mus pahari (shrew mouse)
Lineage: Eukaryota; Metazoa; Chordata; Mammalia; Rodentia; Muridae
Product: keratin-associated protein 6-5
Exons: 1
Coding region: 52-288 (78 amino acids)
Biological process (GO): keratinization
Source: RefSeq, a predicted model, not a curated record
GAAAUCACCUCCACUCCUCUCUACUCAAGAACAACCUCAACAACCAGCACCAUGUGUGGCUACUACGGGAACUACUAUGGCGGAAGAGGCUAUGGCUGCUGUGGCUAUGGAGGCCUGGGCUAUGGCUAUGGAGGCCUGGGCUGUGGCUAUGGCUCCUACUAUGGCUGUGGCUACCGUGGACUGGGCUGUGGCUAUGGCUAUGGCUGUGGCUAUGGCUCACGUUCUCUCUAUGGCUGUGGCUAUGGCUGUGGCUCUGGCUAUGGCUCCGGAUUUGGCUACUACUACUGAGGACACCAUGGGAGACUAAACUUCCUCUAACUGUAAUGUCAGGACUUUGCCAUUCUUCACCUCAUAUAUUCUAAGCCUUCUGCUUAGUUACUGGACAUCUACAUCACAGAUUUCUGAUAUGUUUACUGAAGUCGUGGUUUCUUCUGUGUCUCAUAUGUGCCAUCAAUCGUUUUGAAAAUUUGUUGUAAAAAGAGGGAGAAUGUGAAAUGCUUAGUCUGUGUGCCUAAAUCAU